ACAUGUCCAAACUGUGAAGAAGAGAUCCUGUUGAAAUGCAAAGAAUCAGGAACUGAUCCUAGUCUGGCAUUGCUGUCGUUACGUUCUACACCGUUAAGUGCAACACUCAAAUCUCCAGCAGAGCUACUAAAUGGAAGAAUGUUCAAGACAACAUUACCAGUAAAGAUUCAUCCACCAAACGAUUGGCACGAAACCAGAGACUUAUUAUUAACACAACAAAAGAAACAAGUCAAUCUAUAUAACAGGGAUUCGAAAGAGAAGCCAAAUCUCUUUCAAAAGCAAGCUGUACAAGUUCAAGACCCUCUUAAAAAAACAUGGAGUCCAGCGAGAGUAGUUGGGUUUGGACCAACUCCUCGUUCUUAUAUUCCAGAGGAUGAAUCUGGAGUUCAAAUACGGAGAAAUAGACAAUUAAUCAAGCCUGAUAUUCAGAAGACACCUGGACCAACAAGUCCUGCAGCUGUGAAAGAUAACCAAAGUGAAAAGAGAAAUGUUGAGAUACCUGAUCGACCAGAAGUUCGAACACGUUCAGGUCGUAUAAUUAAAAAGCCGGGCAGGCCAAUGUAUAAGUAG
Messenger RNA from Paramuricea clavata, 570 nucleotides. The record is from the annotation of a GenBank genome assembly. NCBI's taxonomy places the organism in Eukaryota, Metazoa, Cnidaria, Anthozoa, Malacalcyonacea, Plexauridae.